UUUAUUCCUGCAGUCAGGACGAUGCAGAGUGACGAGCCGGGAGGAGACAGAGAGAGAGAGAGAGAGAGAGGGAAACUGAAGACUGAGACUCGACCUGUGGAGCCUCCACACUGAGGAGAAAAACGUGAGGGUGUGAGUUCAUCUCUGUGGAUGGAAAAAUAAGAAAAUAAGAGCUGCAGGGAAUGGAAGCGCUGCACACUUCAACACUAGCUGUUCUGUGAUUGGCUGAUUGCUGACACCAGCACCAAGAUGGCCCACCUUUUCCUCGCUAGUAAGAUCACCAUGCCAGACGACCUCCACGGUAAAGGUGGUCCCAGGAUUCCCAGGAGCGCCAUGAAGAUGCCAACAUCAAUCUCUGCUGAGAGGCUGAACCAGGACAAGCCAAGGAAGGACCAUGGCGUCAUCGUGACCACACACAUUCCCCAUGUCAAUGAGGUCCAGCUGACAGCGGCCACAGGUGGCGCUGAGAUGUCCUGCUACCGCUGCACUGUGCCAUUUGGCGUGGUUGUCUUCAUUGCCGGCAUUGUGGUCACAGCAGUGGCGUACACCUUCAACUCUCACGGGUCCACCAUCUCGGUGCUGGGAUUGGUGCUGCUGUCUGCUGGAGUGGGACUGCUGGGGUCUAGCGCCAUCUGCUGGAGGGUUCGACUGAGAAAGAAGAAGGACAAACGCAGGGAGAGCCAGACUGCCCUCAUGGCCAGUCACGGAUACUGUGUGGCCUGAUCACCGUCCAUGAAAACACCUGUUAGGAACUUUAGAAGAGUCAAGUUUAAGCUCUGGACAUCUAUACAGUCCACAUGAUAAACUUCAGGGAGACAGUGAGUCUGAACGCACCACACUGACAUGUUCACAAACAGUAAAGACACAGACAUUAAACUCACUGACCUGGAAGCUCAGGCAAUGGCAACUGUGCAGAAACCUUAAAGGAUCAGGCUUUGGAGACAUGGUGGCCUGCAGGAUCAUUCAGUUUGACUACUCCAUGUUGGACGAUGGAGGAGGACUAAACUUUCUUUUACCAAGCUCUACUGUGGACACAACGAGUUUAACAGUCAACUGAAAACAAUUUGGAUAACUGAUCAAUUGUUUACGUCACUUAUGAAACAAAAGUGCCAAACAUUAUCUGGUUUCAGCUUCUUGGAUUUCCUAUUAUGGGUCACAGGUGGUUGUGGAUUGAUGACUGGACAAAACAAGACAUUUGAAGACAUCACAUUGAGCUCUGGAGUCCCCCAGAGGUCAUAUGGUAGAAAAAAUACUGCCAUGGAUAUCUGUUUAUUUCUAAACUGAACACAUGGUUUAAGGAAUAUUUAUAUCAGUCAGAAUAAAAACUGGGAGUUUGAAUCACUAAUGCAGCUUUUAAUUGUCAGAGCUGCUAAAUGAAAGCACAGACUAAUAAUCAGUGUAAAAAAAAACAUGAUAUCCAAUAUGCUAUAUGCUGAGUUUCUGGACAUCAGUCAUUUUUGGAGAAGCAUAAUUUCUGCUUUAAAUGCUAAAACAAUAAAUUUAAUCAAUUUAAAAUUACAUCUGAUGCAAAAAAGUAAAGGUAUCAACAUACUUUGUGAAGCCACUGUAAAAUAUGCAUCAACAAUCAAAAUUGGACUAGAGAGAGAGGACACAUAUAUUAGUAUAUGACAUUGAUUAUCAAUAUGUGGUUCAUUCAGUGGGUUAGAAUAACACAUUUCAUUACCAUAAGUUUAUAUAACACCCCACUGCUUUUAUUCUGAAGGUCAGAGGUCCACAUCAGACUAUCAAACAUCCUAUCACUAUGAAUGCACCGAAACUCAUGGUUUGCAUGGAUAUUUGAGCUACGUUUUUCCUGCUUUUCUGACACUCGACUAAAAACUACAGGCACCAGUUGAUGUGAUGUAGAUGAAGGUUAGUCAUAGCUCUACAAAGCUCACUGAUGAUGUACAUUAUCUGUAAGUAAAUGCUGCUAAUAAGCUAUAAAAGACAUUUAAGAAGGUACUCUAUUGCUGACAUUUCUCUUUCUGAGACAAAAUACAGUCAUCUCUGAUUGGCCCUGUUAGUGACAUCCAUAUGUUACUCUAUGAUUCAGUCAUAUUGAGGAGGAAAUAUGGAACUUAAAAUCUAUGGGAUAAAGAAAAUAACUUUGAAUAUACAACCUGCUGCAGGAUAACAGGUAGAAAACAUGAAAGGAGUGCUAUGUGGAUGAAUCACAAAGUAAUAGACAGAGUUGGGAGGUCACUAACAGGGAUAUUCUUUGAUAUGCAUGCCACCUUGUAUGUUUUAAACUAGUGCACUAUGAUCCAAAGUGAUGAAAACUAACCAAACUUCAUGUAUUCCACCAUAUUAAAGAGCUCACAUGUAGUUAUAAGUGUAACUGUUGAACUGAGGGUCAGUCUGAAACUGUCUCUGUAGCUCAGUCUUAUUUAUUCUGUAUCAACAGAUAUAUAAGUGGAAUAUAUUUGUUUUUAUUAAAGUCAAGAUUCAAGUGCCAA
Messenger RNA from Lates calcarifer (barramundi perch), 2456 nucleotides. Its product is annotated as transmembrane protein 100. The transcript is spliced from 2 exons. Bases 250 to 723 code for a protein of 157 amino acids. Gene Ontology annotation, biological process: cellular response to BMP stimulus. Lineage: Eukaryota; Metazoa; Chordata; Actinopteri; Centropomidae. The record is from RefSeq and is a predicted model, not a curated record.